CAUCGUGCCGUACGGCUGAACGAUAUCCGUGUUCAACGUUACGGUUGCAGACUGUUCUAGAGGUGCACACGCGCAGAACAUCACGUUUGUCGGAUUGCGUGCUGUGAGUCAUUGUUGUGUUGACAGUUGAACCAGGUCGGUCCUCGUGUCACCAUCGGCCGCUGAAACAGAAGCAGACGGACGACUCUCGCAUUUCUCGCGGCGCGUAUCGGAGUCGCGUAGUAGGUGGACGAAACACACCUUUUGCGUCUUAACUUUCGGGCCGAUAUCGUGAGGCGCGAUAACAUACGCCGUGAGUGGUGUCGCAAACGGACGGACGUGGUGAUACGUGAUCGUUGUCUCGAGUGUAGAUCGAGAAGAUCGCAUCUGGUGACGGGAAACUGACGAUCCCAGGGAGACCGUGACUAAAAAGAACCGUCAGUGAGUUUCCAAGUCGAACUGCACGGUUAUGUAAUGACGGUGAAAAAGUAAAACGAGUGUGUUCGGUGGAAAAAACGGACGUUCGCGGACGAAACUUGUGCGAUCGAUCAUCGAACGCAACCGAUCAUCGCGUUCUACGACUACGUGCGACGAGCGACGGCGGAGUCAGCAGUGAACUGCUCCAGUAGCGCGACUAUACUUUCGCACGCUAGACAAGUAUCAAAACUUUCGAUUGGCACGCAAUCAGUUCUGCGGCAUCGAUGGUGCGGAGUUCGACGAUGGAGCCGACGUUCUACGAGGACACGAGCGUCUACGUCGCCGUGAAUCGCGAGAACAACGUGGGCCAGCUGAAGCGUAAUCUCACGCUAGACCUGAAUGGAUGUCAGAGACAAGGCCCGCAAGCGAAGAGGCCGCGACUGGGGCCCCUGCCACCGGCGCUGAACAACAUGUCACCUAUUUUGAGCUCGCCGGAUUUGAACAUGCUGAAGCUGGGAUCCCCCGAGCUGGAGAAGUUCAUAAUCUCUCAACAAGAGACCCUCGUGACGAAUUUACCAACGCCUACGCAGAUUCUGUUCCCGAAGGCGGUCACCGAAGCCCAAGAACUGUACGCUCGCGGUUUCGUGGACGCUCUGAACGAGCUCCACCAUUCGGAUAGCUCUCAAGAGCCGGGUAGCAUCCACGGAGCGACGUAUACAACUUUGGAACCACCGAGCAGCGUACAGAGCACGGAAUCCUCGGUGAGCCAGGGUCUGAUACAGAUCAAAGACGAGCCGCAAACGGUGCCCAGCGUGUCGAGUUCCCCGCCAAUGUCCCCGAUCGACAUGGAGAAUCAGGAAAGGAUCAAGCUGGAGAGGAAACGUCAGAGGAACCGCGUGGCGGCGUCCAAAUGCCGCAAGCGCAAGCUCGAGCGAAUCUCCAGGCUCGAGGACAAGGUUAAGCUGCUCAAGGGCGAGAACACCGAGCUCAGCGCCAUGGUGCACAGGCUAAAGGAGCACGUGUGCCGAUUGAAGGAGCAGGUGAUGGACCACGUGCAUUCGGGUUGCCAGAUCAUGGCCGUGUCCGGUCAAUUCUGAGCCGACGGACCGGACGAGACUCUUUGAUGUGUGUUUCGUCUGGUGACUGGCCGUGCGGCUUCCGUGAAUGUGGUGACGUUCUCUCGGCCGGGAGAAGCUUCCACGGAUGAACCACCGACGGAACGUCGCCGUCGACCGUUUUCUUUGUUGUUUCUAUGGAGCAAGGGGACGGUGGAAGUGUUACGGCGGUGAUAGGAAGGGAGUGCCUUGGUGUGCCGCGCGGGGGACAUACGUGCUUUCCGAAGGGACACGGUACGACGAUGAGAUUAAUAUCAUCUGCAUCUCUGCGUGUGGCUUGGUGGUGGCUGUACGCACGUGAAACGCGCUGCACGAACGCUCGCAGCUCCACGUACGGGGGCGCGGUGAAGGGGGAGAGCGUGCUUGGUUUGAUACAGUGCGCCACGAAAAGGAGCGAUGGAGUCGCGGCGGCGAUGGAGAGAAAAAAGGAGAGUGGGUGGGACUUGACGGAGAAGAAAGAGAGGGACCUCACGGUGCGCGGCCAUUUUGGAGAACCGCGAGUACUGGCGGGAGAUUCGAAUCUCCCUUGCGCCAAGAAAUGUUCCAUUUUAACUCUGUUCGCCGAGGGAAACUCAAAUUAACGUCGACGGUCUAUCAAGGCCAGCCUUGUUUUCGUUCUUUCAUAACACUUUGUUCUACUACGCGAAUCUUUCCUUCGCCGGGGAAUAAAUAUCUCUUUGCAUUGUUUGUAUUCGAUCCACGGAGAUUUGUGAUCGGUUUCGCGUAAUUUUCUGUAACGAGAGCGAUCCACUAGCAUGUAAAAUCCAAUUAUCGUCGUUACCGCGCAAUCUUCCGAAUCGCUUUUCGUUUCUCUUGUUAGGAGUUUCGAUUCUCGAUGCGAUCGGGAAACGAUCCUCGCUUGGUCCGGGAUUUCGUGGCAAUUCGCGAUCGGAAAUACAUACGUCUUUUUGGCAAACUUUUUUAUACUCUCGCGACGCGAACUUUAGGAGCGAUCGCGACCGCUGUUUUUCCUUCACUUUGAAUAACGAUUGAUUUUAUUCAAACGAAGCAAGCUUCUUUCGAUGAUACGUAGGAUGUACAUAACGCUAAUAUACGUAUUCACGCGCAGAGUAACAAUUAAUAGCCUGUAAGGUUCGUUUUGGGAGGGACGAAUGUGUCGAACGUAACGCGAAGAGGCGAAAUGAAUAACGAAAAAGGAAAAUUUUAUAUUGCUUUCUACGAUCGGAAUCUUUGGUGCGUAAGCGCGAAUCGUGACACGAAUGCUAAUCGUUAGGUAAACACGGUGCUGUAAAAAAUUUACUCGAAAUAGACGCGUUAAAUGUAACGUUUGCGAUCCAUUUUCGUUUUCGUUUUAAUAGAACAACGCGAGCUUACGGGAUUCUUCGAUACUUUCGACCGACGAUUUCUCGACCUCGUAACCCCAAUUUUUUCAGAGUACUACCAUUGUUUUAAGGCUGUACAAAUAGAAUAGGUGACGGGAGCAGUUGCCGGCGUUGAAAUCACCGUCAUAGAUCAUCUUCUUAUCGCGUUUGAAUGCGACGUACCGAUCCAUUAUCGACUCGUGGUCGUAAAAUAUUUUUAACAAAGAUAGUUUAAACCUUUGGAUGUUGUGGACGCGUUUACGGAACGUUCGUAUUGAUAAAUCUGAAGGGUUACAUUUUCUUUACACAGUACGUUGCAUUCGAACCGCAGCUUUUCGCGAGAAAGCCCCGACAAUCUUUUCGUUUUAGCUUUUAAGCCGGAGACUGGUGUGUAACGAGUUGCGUUCGAGUCGGUUCCUCGACAUCUCCGUGUGUCUUGGGGCCUCUUUUGUUUCGUCAUAUGUGCAUCUAGUCUUGUCCAGUAUGCCCUCGUAAAUUAUGCGCGACGCGUGCUCACGCGCGGAUCUGCGUAAAAUAUACACACAAGUGCACAUGCUUCGAUUGUGUUAUCACGCGCGGCGACGACGCUCUGCAAUUUGAAAAAGGAUACGUCGCGAACGUCGAUCAUUCGCGGGAAUGGAGAGGAAAGAACGUCGUGAAGUUCUAGCUUGGUUGAGUUUUCUUUGAUCCGUCGAGAGCCACGUGGUAACAGAAUCGCGCAGCGUUACCGUUGUGCCAUUACGUAAGGAAUCCCCGAUGGAAAAAAAGGAGGUUUUCCCUCGGAGUGUCGCAACACUUCAUGCCCGUUCGAUGGCAAAGAUAACUAGUUUGCGGCGAUUCGAUGAACAAUAACGUUCUCAAGCGACUCGGGGAUAGAAAUGUUCGAUUCUGAAUCGAUUUACUAGAAAAAUCGAACCUGACGAUGUUCGUAUCGACACUGUUCUUUGUAACAGUGACUUUUUAAUUCUCUUUGCGAUAGAAACUAAUAUUUUACCUGCAGUUUCUACAUUUCUCUUAUUCGAUGUUAGAACAUGUAUAGAAAAUUAUAAGUGUCGUUGCCAGACAAUACAAUAUUAAUUGUAGCAAGUCGGUCUCGAGCGUUUAUUUUUAAAAUCAGGCAAUUUUUUGUUAAUGUUUUUCUUUGUAAUGCCACAAGUAUAAACAUGCAGUUCUAGCAAAAAAAUUUCAAAUCAUAUCUAAUCAAUUUAGAAUAUGCACAUAAAAUUACAGGUAUCGUUACCAGACAAUACAAUAUUAAUUGUAGCAAGUCGGUCUCGAGCGUUUAUUUUUAAAAUCAGGCAAUUUUUUGUUAAUGUUUUCCUAUGUAAUGCCACAGGUAUAAACAUACAGUUCUAGCCAAAAAAAUUUCAAAUCAUAUCUAAUCAAUUUAGAGCAUGCAUAUAAAAUUGCAAGUGUCGUUACCAGACAAUACAAUAUUAAUUGUAGCAAGUCGGUCUCGAGCGUUUAUUUUUAAAAUCAGGCAAUUUUUUGUUAAUGUUUUCCUAUGUAAUGCCACAGGUAUAAACAUACAGUUCUAGCCAAAAAAAUUUCAAAUCAUAUCUAAUCAAUUUAGAGCAUGCAUAUAAAAUUGCAAGUGUCGUUACCAGACAAUACAAUAUUAAUUGUAGCAAGUCGGUCUCGAGUGUAUAUUUUAAAAAUCAGGCAAUUUUUUGUUAAUGUUUUCCUAUGUAAUGCCACAGGUAUAAACAUACAGUUCUAGCCAAAAAAAUUUCAAAUCAUAUCUAAUCAAUUUAGAGCAUGUAUAUCAAAUUACAAGUAUCGUUACCAGACAAUACAAUAUUAAUUGUAGCAAGUCGGUCUCGAGUGUAUAUUUUAAAAAUCAGGCAAUUUUUUGUUAAUGUUUUCCUUUGUAAUGCCACAGGUAUAAACUUGCAGUUCUAGCAAAAAAAUUUCAAAUCAUGUUGCUAGUAAAAGGACUCCAAAUUGGUUUUGGUCGCUUUUAUUCAGUCGAUUGCACGAUCGAUCGAGAAUCGAACAUCUCUAACAACAGCCGAGCAAUCGUGGUAUCUUCGUUGUGUGCACGACGAAAGUGACGGUUUGCGGAAUCUCGUGACUAUUGCAAUCCCGUCGAAUCGCCUCGAUUUUUCGUUACGUAGCUUGUUACGUAAACACUCAGGUUCGAAGACUCUGAAUUCACGGUGCGUGCGACCGAUAACGUGUCGCGAAUAGUCGUCGGAGUCCGGUUUUCCUUUGCGUUUCGCGGCUCGUUUUCGUCGUAGAAGAAAGGUACCCCGGACGAUUGCUCGUCCCCCGGAACGAAUAACUACGAAAAGCAGAUAUUCCACGAAUCGUUGCGAUGCUCCGGCGUUCCGUUGGUCACGAACCCGUUCAGCACGAGGUAUAGAUUUUAAUCGUAAGCGGCGUACAAUAGGCGAAUUCGAGAGACUCGCCCAUCGGGAGACUGCAAUUCGAAAAAGGAAAAGAAAUUCAUUUAUAUUUUUACGAUACACGUAUUAUAUCACGGGGUCGUUGGAACAGUUCUCUUGUUUCUAUCUCUAGCGCGCGAACGAAACAAGUUUUAGCCGCGAAAGAUUUCAGUCGUUCUCUUUUUUUUUUUUGUUUUUCAUCCGGGUCGAAGAGAAACUCCCAAACGCCAGCAAUGAAAUUUCCAACCUCUGUUCCCCUGCGCCUUCGUGACUUUCACAACAGAAACGGGCAGAAUUUUUAUUCACUGUACAAGCUCGUAAUUUUUAUUGAACAAACAACGGAUAUCAAAACGUUAUUCGAAUAUAUCACUUGUACGGUGUCGUGAAUUUUGCCCGUGUCUGCUUUCAUGCGCGACUUUCGGCACACACAACUUGACAAUUUUAACCUGUAAUUUAUUUCUCGUAUUAAGUUAAGCGUGCGCUGUUUUCUCUUGCGUCGUUCUUUUAUAUUUUUUCCUUUCUUUUGUUUUCAAAUUUAUUUGUAACGAUCACCGUCGCUGGCGAGUACAGCGUUCCCACGACGAGCCGCCCUAGGAAUUAUAGCGUUUGGCGUCGGCUCUCGGUCAGGCGGAAAGGAGCCAGCGGGGAUUUUUCGGAUGUUUGCACGUUGUUGUUAGCCCGGCGGUCUCCUUUUCGCCGCCUCGUGCCACACGAUGUGUUUUGCGACGGAGACUCCUCGACGUAGCGGAAAAAAGAAAAUUCAAGAGUCCCGAGGGACGUUCGUUCGCGAAAUCGGCCAUCACGUAUUGCGUGCCUUUUUAACGAAGUAAUAGAAACACCGCCAAGUAGGCGAUUACGAGGACUUCUCGUUGUCACGGUUCAUUCUCCCUUUCCCUGACUCUGUUUCCUUUUGAAACGAACAAAUUGUGCACGGGGGGCCUCGAAAGAACGCCGAACGUACUUUAAAACUCGGACUCUUUUUAGCGGCUGAGACGACGGCGAACGAAAAGUGAUCGAGCUUUCGUUGGUUGCGAUCAAACGAAUAGAAAAAGUAUAAAUGCCGGUUUGGAAACGAGCGAGAAAAGCGGCGGCACAAAAAACGUAUGAAAGUAAAGAAAACCACAUGUGAUUUAGUCUGUAAGUGAAAUCCCCAUUAGAGUAUAUAUAUAUAUAUAUAUAUACACACACGUAUAUAUGUACUCUAUAUAGUUGGCACAGUGAUAACGAAACGACGAUAAGCGCAGCAUAUAUAGAGUUAUAUAUAACACUAUACAUGAGAGUAAAUAUUGCUAUUAUAAUGUAAUAUUAUAUAUAUAUGUAUAUAUACGAGUAUAUACAUAUGUGUAUAUAUAUAUACAUAUGUAUGUAUUGUCUACCGACGAGAGCGGAA
Messenger RNA from Colletes gigas, 6610 nucleotides. It is a transcript of the gene Jra, whose product is annotated as transcription factor AP-1. NCBI's taxonomy places the organism in Eukaryota, Metazoa, Arthropoda, Insecta, Hymenoptera, Colletidae. The transcript has 2 exons. Bases 681 to 1493 code for a protein of 270 amino acids. Gene Ontology annotation, cellular component: transcription regulator complex. Gene Ontology annotation, molecular function: DNA-binding transcription factor activity, RNA polymerase II-specific; RNA polymerase II cis-regulatory region sequence-specific DNA binding; transcription factor binding. The record is from RefSeq and is a predicted model, not a curated record. Gene Ontology annotation, biological process: regulation of cell population proliferation; regulation of transcription by RNA polymerase II; regulation of cell cycle.